Messenger RNA from Ascochyta rabiei, 1683 nucleotides. RefSeq lists its product as uncharacterized. The record is from RefSeq and is a predicted model, not a curated record. The coding region runs from base 1 to 1683 and encodes 560 amino acids. The transcript is spliced from 2 exons. Lineage: Eukaryota; Fungi; Ascomycota; Dothideomycetes; Pleosporales; Didymellaceae.
AUGUUUAAUUGCAAUUCCGCAGCUCUCAUCGACACCACUCCCGACGUUCUUCCGGUCGACACAACGCCCGAUGUAACACCAGUCGACACCACGCCUAACGUACCUCUGGAUGACAUCACGUCUAACGUACCUCUGGAUGACAUCGCGCCUAACUUACCUCUGGAUGACAUUUCUCUCGACAUCCCCUCCAUUGAUACUUCUCUCGACAUCCCCCCCAUUGACACUUCUCUCGACAUCCCCCCCGUUGACACUUCUCUCGACAUCCCCCCCGUUGACACCACUCCUGACGUUCCUCCGGUUGACACCACUCCUGACGUCCCCCCUGUUGACACCACUCCUGACGUCCCCCCUGUUGACACAACUCCUGACGUUCCUCCGGUUGACACAACUCCCGAUGUACUCCCAGUCGACACCACAUUUGACGUCCCUCCGGUUGACACCACUCCUGACGUCCCUCCGGUUGACACCACUCCUGACGUUCCUCCGGUUGACACAACUCCCGAUGUACUCCCAGUCGACACCACAUUUGACGUCCCUCCGGUUGACACAACUCCCGAUGUACUCCCAGUCGACACCACAUUUGACGUCCCUCCGGUUGACACCACUCCUGACGUCCCUCCGGUCGACACCACUCCUGACGUCCCUCCGGUCGACACCACUCCUGACAUCCCUCCGGUCGACACCACGCCUGACGUUCCUCCGGUCGACACCACGCCUGACGUUCCCCCUGUUGACACCACUCCUGAUGCCACUCCGGCUGACACGACGCCUGUCGUACCUCCGGUUGACACGAACCCUGUCGUCCCUCCGACCAUCUCGACUCCGGUGGUUGUUGCCAAUAUCGAAGGCCUAACUCCAAGCCCCAGCCCCAACCUCAUCAUUGACUUCACUCCCAACAACUACUCCGGUUGUUACGAGGACGCCGAGGCUGGUACCAAUUUGGGUCUUCUAAGCGGCCCCGCCCAGACCAAUACCGUUGACUUGACCCACGAGAGCUGCCAGAGUUUCUGUACCACGACCACUGGCGGUCCUUACAGGUACUUUGGUCUCGAGGCUGGUACCCAAUGUCGCUGUGGCAACGACUUUCAGCACAGCGCCACUCCCUUGGAUGGCUCGGCCACGGGUUGUGAGACGCCCUGCAGUGGAGAUGCCACUCAGCGCUGUGGUGGCAUCAACAGGAUAAGUGUGUACGCCAACAACGAUUUCCUUUCUCUGCCAGUUGGCGUCACGCCGACAUCGACACCCAUCGGCGAGCCUACGCCUGUAGACUUGCCUGAGCCUAUUGAUGUAUCACUCUCGACGCCCACCAGUGAGCCUACGCCUGUAGACUUGCCUGAGCCUAUUGACGUAUCACUCUCGACGCCCACCAGCGAGCCUACGCCAAUCGUCGACCCCAACCAGACGUCCACCCCUGGUGCUGUCCCGUCAGCAACACGUCUGCCCUUGCUAGGUCCGCUCUACCCCAACCGCCCACCCACCGAGGCAGGUGAUAGUGUGGACGUACCCUACUUCGGUGCUCAGCCAAUCCGUGGGGGCCAACCUGGAGGCAACAAUGGACGUCCUCGCCCCCGUCCCGCUACUACCGCCAGGCCGUGGAAGCCGCGCCCAACGAAGAGACCGUGGGAGCGUAACAGAGCUGGCCCAAUUGCACGGGCCGAGCGCCGAUGGUUUGGCCUGUGGUAA